Messenger RNA from Girardinichthys multiradiatus, 2301 nucleotides. Its product is annotated as gastrula zinc finger protein XlCGF57.1-like. The transcript has 2 exons. The record is from RefSeq and is a predicted model, not a curated record. The coding region runs from base 91 to 1866 and encodes 591 amino acids. NCBI's taxonomy places the organism in Eukaryota, Metazoa, Chordata, Actinopteri, Cyprinodontiformes, Goodeidae. Gene Ontology annotation, cellular component: nucleus.
GUUAAAGGAAGGUUUGGAGAGAGAAAAGCUAACGGGGAUGUAAAGACAGCAGGUCAAACAGCGACAGGAUGAGGAGAAGAAGAAAAACACAUGAACAUGGAUGCUGAGUUCAGCCCCGAUGUUCAGAUGGACAGAUUAGAUGUCGUGCAAACAUUGGUGCUAAAGGAAGAGGUGCCUCAAGAGCAGAUUCCUGGUGAUGACCAGCAGGACCAAGAGCACCUUCACAUCAAGGAGAAACGGGAGGAAUUCUGGACCAGUCUGAAGGAGGAGACUAGCACCAGGUUUCCACUAACUGUAGUUCUUGUGAAGAGUGAAGAUGAUGAAGAUAAACCUCUGUUCUCACAGGUUCAUCAGCACCAACUAGAACACAGAGACCUUUCACCCAGCAACUCAACUGACCAGAUGAAAGCAAAAACUGAUGAGGACUGUGGAGGAGCAGAGUCCAGCAGGAACCCAGAUCUGUGUGCUCGAGCAGAACUUGCUAGCUCAUCAGAGACUGAAGUCAGUGAUGAUCAAGAGAGGGAGGAGGAUGAUCUGAACCACCCAGAAUCUCAGCUGGAACACUUGUCAGACUCUUGGUCCAAAACUGAAGAGCGUGAGAAUGAGUGGAAGGCCGAGCAAGUCAACAAAUCUAGCUGCUCUGAAUGUGAUAAACUAGUUAACAAGUGCUCCCUUCAGAGACACAUAAGGGGCAGGUCCAAAAAAAGAUCUACAAGCUGUUUGGUUAAUAAGGAAGGUUCCAGAGAGAAAGACCUGACAAGUCUAAAAUGUUUGAGCUGUGAUGACUGCGGAAAGUGUUUUAACACACAGAAGUAUUUAAACAUACACAUGAGAAUCCAUGGAGAUAAAGCAGUUGUUUGUGACGUAUGUGGCCAAAGAUUUAACCUUAAAUCAUAUUUAAACACCCACAUGAGAAUCCACAAAGGAGAGAAACCUUUUGGUUGUGAUGACUGUGGGCAGAAGUUUGGGUAUAAAUCAGCUUUAAAGAGACACAUGAAAAUCCACACAGGGCAGAUACAAAUUGGGUGUGAUGUUUGUGGACAAACCUUUAGUUAUAGGUCAGCUUUAAACCGACACAUGAGAAUCCACACUAUGGAAAAAGCAUUUGUUUGUGACGUAUGUGGCCGAAGUUUUCAUCAAAAGUCCUAUUUGGACAUACACAUGAGAAUCCACACUGGUGAGAAACCAUUUGGUUGUGAAACCUGUGGACAAAGGUUUUCAGACAAGUCGCAUUUUAACUUGCACAUGAGAACCCACACAGGAGAGAAACCCUUUCUCUGCAAUGCUUGUGGACAGAGGUUUAGCGUGAAGUCCAACUUAAACAAGCACCUGAGGAUCCACACAGGUGUCAAACCAUUUAGCUGUCAAAUUUGUGGACAUAAAUUUCACCAAAAAUCAAAUUUAAACAAACACAUCAGAAUCCACACAGGAAACCAACAAUUUAGUUGUGUUGCUUGCGGACAAAGAUGUAGUGAUAAGUCCGCUUUAAACAUACACAUGGUAAUUCACACAGGCGAGAAACCCUUUAGUUGUAGUCUAUGUGGACAAAGGUUUAGCGUGAAGUCAAACUUAAAUAAACACAUGAAGAUUCACACAGGAGACAAACCAUUUGGUUGUCAUGUUUGUGGUCAAAAAUUUCCCCAAAAGUCAAAUUUAAACAAACACAUGAGAAUCCACACAGGAGACAAACCCUUCGCUUGUGAUGUUUGUAGCCGGAGAUUUAACCAAAAGUCAGCUUUAAACAGACACAUGAGAAUCCACACAGGAGACAAACCCUUCGCUUGUGAUGUUUGUAGCUGGAGAUUUAACCAAAAGUCAGCUUUAAACAGACACAUGAGAAUCCACACAGGAGGGGGAACUGUUUAGAUGUGGAUUUAAAGACAACUGUGGAAGUAAAACACGGCUAUCUACUCCUACAUCCUUGAAAAUUGGUAUUAAUGUUUGUAAAGCGCAAUUACUUUAACUUUAAAUAUUCAAAACUUUGGAAUGAAAUAAUUUGCGUUAAAUGUCUAAUCUGGUUUUUAGGAAAUGCAAAAAGGGUAGAGUGGCCCUCUAAAGGCUGGCCCCCAAGGCUGACUCAAGGGACUUUGUUCCAGUACUUCCCAGCCUUGAGAGACGGGGGUGAACUCGGAACGGAGGAGAGACCCAGCUGACAUUCUUUGCUGGUCACUGAGACAGUCGGCAACAAAAUAAGUCUUGUCUUUUAUAUUUGUCCAGUUUGUGACCAUCUCUCAUCAGUGAAUGCCUAAAAUAAUAGAUUUGCAUGUUUUUUGUUUUAAUUAAAUUGUCACUUUAAAUCAA